Molecule: messenger RNA, 1989 nt
Organism: Sabethes cyaneus
Lineage: Eukaryota; Metazoa; Arthropoda; Insecta; Diptera; Culicidae
Product: nose resistant to fluoxetine protein 6-like
Exons: 4
Coding region: 1-1989 (662 amino acids)
Molecular function (GO): acyltransferase activity, transferring groups other than amino-acyl groups
Source: RefSeq, a predicted model, not a curated record
AUGUGGCAAAUCGGUUCUGCAUGGAUUGUGCUGCUGGCCCUGGGCCUCGGUGUGACUUCGGUGUUUGCUCGUACUGCGAAUCAAACUCGGACCGUGAAUCAAACUCGUACUGGAGAGUUCAGCAUUGAUGAACUGCUCUUGUUGAAUAGACAGUUUCUGGACUUCCUCAUCGCUUACGAUGAUUCGGCGGUAGUGCAACCCGCUGAUCGACAGUGCCUUGGAAGGAUGCAACAACUAUCCACGGCUUAUCUGAAUCGGGAACGCCACGGGUUGCAGUGGUUUGAUUCAUGGGGUAAAAUCCCGUCGGGGCUUUAUCAUGGCAAUGGAAAUGCUUUCGGAAACUACGACCAGUGCCGACAGUACCGCUGGCAGGAUGUUCGUGGACAGCACUGUACUUUUCUCUCCAUGAUUUCGCCUGACUGGCCAGUUCUUACGUCUUCCCUGUGUGUACCGCAUGUUUGUGCACCGGAAUUUGCUCGCCAGUUGUACGGUGAAUAUCUGGCUACUCGGGGCGCUAUGGUUAUAACCGAACUGAAUCAAAACAAUCUGUGCAUUCAAGACCGGGACGUGGAGUUCAACGGUGCCGUGAUAACUGCUAUGGUAAUAUUUUCUUUGAUUGCGGCUGCCGUGGCCGGUUGUACCACGUAUGAGUUGCUUCAGGUGACCUUGAAACGGGACGUUAACAAACUGUACAGUUCGUUCUCACUGUACCGAAAUGUGCUUAGUAUUCUACACAUCGUGCCGACGAAGCCCAAGGACGGCACAAGGAAUUCCGAAACGAUCGAAUGUGCGCACGGAGUGCGAGCUCUUUCGAUGAUCUGGAUUAUCGUGGUGCAUAUCCACGAAAGCAUUGCUCCCGUUCCGGUGAACAACGAGGUGGCAAAGCAGGAGUAUUUGGGCAGCUUUGGUGCGGUCGUUAUCUUCGGAAUGGGUUAUCUAGCUGUGGACACUUUUUUGGUUUUGAGUGGCAUGUUGGUGGCAUGGAACCUGCUGAAGGAGUUGGAUAAGAACGGGAAGAUAAAUCCUCUGAUGCUGUAUCUUCACCGGUACAUUCGAAUUACGGCUCCGUAUGCUGCCUUGGUACUGUUUGUUGUUUCAUUCGCUAAAUACAUGGGAGAAGGUCUUCUAUGGCAGAGUGUAAUAGAUGCAAGUGCGGAUACUUGUUCAAAAUAUUGGUGGUCAGCUCUGCUGCACAUUCAAAAUUAUGUUAAUCCCAGAAGCAUGUGCCUCGGAUGGACCUGGUAUCUUUCUGUUGAUAUGCAGCUAUACAUCAUCGGACCAGCUCUUAUCUAUCCGCUGUGGCGAUUUGGCAAACGAGUAUUAAUCGGAAUUGGCUUUCUGGCAUUGCUAUCGAUAGCAUGCGUCUUUACGACCUUCCUCGUGAAUGAUUUUCGGAUUCAUCCGAGCGCUCCAAAUUCGCAGGAUCGUUCGGUUAGGACUUACUAUCCGACACACGCUCGGAUGGCUGUCUGGCUGCUUGGCACCAUCUUUGGGUACAUACUGUACACGACUAAAUCAACGGGCGUUCAACUGGCAAAGCGUUAUUACGCCAUCGGUUGGUCGACCUGCUUUGCGCUGCUCGGAUUGAUGACGUAUUCAUUGUACGAAUUCAUCCGAACGGAUUUCAACGAGUUCUCCAACGUCGCAGAUGCCUUCUUCGAAGCGCUUCACCGGUCCGUGUUUGCGAUUUGCGUUAUGUGGAUUAUCUUCGCCUGCGUUAACGGAAAGGGCUGGCUUAUCAACGAUUUCCUGAGCUCUUCUCUGUGGCAACCGCUUUCGAAGUUAUCCUUUACGAUGUACCUGCUGCACCUUCAAAUGAUAUUGAUGGCAUCCAUAGCUCCGGUAAAAACGUACGGAUAUUUCAGCGUUAUGGACUUGUUCUACCGUGUCUGGGGCGCACUAGGGCUGACCACGAGCAUAGCCCUACUGUGGAGUGCAAUAUUCGAGAUUCCAUUCGUUACCCUGGAUAGACUGCUGCUCAGGAGUUAA